Molecule: messenger RNA, 1301 nt
Organism: Owenia fusiformis
Lineage: Eukaryota; Metazoa; Annelida; Polychaeta; Sabellida; Oweniidae
Source: the annotation of a GenBank genome assembly
GCAGAAUACCCCACCCUCCUUAAUAUCUCUUGUACCAAUGUAGGACAUUGGGAGAUAAAAGACAAUGCCUACUCCAAGGAGACAAAGUCGCUGUCCUUAAAAUCUGAAAUAGGGUGACUAAAAUAAUGUAUAACAAGGUCAAACCAAACCAGAUAUAACCGCAUGUGCCAGAGUAAACCAACAUAAAACAUCAAGGGACUCGGGUAACAAAAAAUCUAAAAAAGCAAAAUGGUGAAGGCUUGGUAUCUUGGAAGUGAUUUAUAUCAGAAAGAUUCUAACGAUGUUCUCACACCAGAAGAAAUCACAAAGAAAACAGGAGUUCAGAUCUUUAAGGCACCAGCUGUAUGUUUUUGACAAAUACCAAGGCAGACGCAAGGCAGUUGACUGUAGAGCUACCAUGUGACCAGUCUGACAAUAUGACAUGGCUACAGCUUGCCUAUUUUCUAUGGUGACCAAAGUCCAAGUUAUAAUUUCAAUGGUGACAAUACAGCCUAUAAGAAAUUGGGAUACCCCAUAAAGACUAUAAGAUGGAUGUUGACUCCUACAAAGAUGACAGUCGCUUCAAAAGCGUUAUUGAGGAAAAGAAAUUAUUCUUCAGCGAUGUCUACAAUAACCCAGCUGACUGUACAGAAGAACAGGUGAAGUUCUUCCUAAAGGAGCAUAUACAUGAAGAUGAUGAGGUUCGCCUAGUGUUAGAUGGUGCAUGCUGUAUGGAUGUCAGGGACAAAGAUGACAAAUGGAUCAGAUUGAGGGUAACAAAAGGUGACAUGGUAGUCUUACCACCUGGCCUCUACCAUAGAGGAUUGAUUGAUGAGUACCUGCAGAUGUUGCGGAUGUUUGAAAACAAGGAACUGUGGGUGGCUGUAUACCGUCCCGCUGCUGAUGACAACAUUGUCCAUAAGAAAUACCUGGAAUCAAGAAGAGCAAUUGAAGCUAACUGAAUUGACUAUUCAUAGAUGGUAUGAAUGAAACAAUUAAACAUGUACUUUAGUAUGGAUGAAUCCCAAGAUGGGAAUAUAAUGUACUAAGUACAAUUUUUGGUCAUCAAAUAUUUUAGAAAUAUCACUCUGUGGAUGGAGUUUUAUGGAACAAUUAUAUUAUCAGUUUAAUCUAUACAUGAUAUGGACCACAUCUGCAAAGGAACUCUAUUUUGACCUAUAUAUGACUGCAUUAUUUGAUUUAUGAUCUCAUUUGACAUGUUUAAUUAUUUAAGAGAUUAUAUACAACAAUAAAAAUCUGAAAACAUGUGGUCUAGUCCAAGAUAUUUAGUUUAACAGUCCACAAUUGCUUUAUGUGAUAUA